AGGAAUUAUGAGGGCCUUUUUCCAUCAGGCCACUCAUAAACUUAAUAUCUAAACUCUCAAGCCAGCUUCCAUAAAUUCUCCCUUCCUUUCUAAGGCCAAACUAUCUCCUGCAUCUGUUCAUCUUUUCCCCUCAUCAUGGAUCCAAGAAAAGUUCACAGUGACAUACAUGACCAGGAAGCUUACUUGAACUUAGCUAAUUCUGAAGAUCGAGUCUUCCUUCGGGAAUCAUUAGGAAACAUAAAUAAUUCCUUACUACACACAACAAACAACAUUUGUGUAGGUGAGGCUGGUGAUAAGCUUCUGAAAGAUCCAAGCAAGGAGAACAAUUUUGAGAAUUGUAGUGAGGAAACGGAACAAUGUCAGAACAAUAUCCACGAACUGGGAUGCAAUAGCCUGAAAGUAACUGAAGAGAUGAGGAAUCAAAUCAAUGAAAAGUGUAAGGAGGCAUUUGAAGUCCUAGCUAAAGGUGAACUUCAGAAAGCAGUUCAUUUGUUCACUGAAGCCAUUGAGUUGAAUCCACAUAUUCCUAGUUCCUAUAUUAACCGGGCCAAUAUCUUUAUGCAGUUGCAGGAGGCACAGGCUGCCAUUAAAGACUGUGACAUAGCCAUUGAACUGAAUCCCAAAUCAGCAGAGUCAUACAGACUGCGAGGGAAAGCAUUCCAGAAUUUGGGGCAUUGGGAAGAGGCAGCCUGUGAUCUUGCUUUAGCUUCUAGACUGGAGUAUGAAGAAGAAGCCAAUGCUGUGGUAAGAAGAUUGAAGUUAGGGUUUCAAAGAAUAUCUGAGACCCGUGCAAAGUGUGCCUUAAGAUACAAGGAAUCUGAGUUACUGGAGCAGGUUAAGAAUGUAGAGGCAACUUCAAAGGAUGAUGCAGAAGAUCAGAGAGAGAAAGAUUUUAGCCCACUAUUAGAGAAUAAAACAGCAAAUGGCAAACUAGAUCAUGAGGAUGAGUUCCAAUACAUGCUAAAUGAAAAUGUGGAGACAGUUGAGAUGUGGAAGCAAACCAAUGAAAAAAAGAAAGAAGCCUUUGAUGCAGUGGAUAAAGGUGAACUGCAAAGAGCCAUUGACCUGUUCACUGAAGCUAUUGAAUUAAACCCCCAGUCUGCCAACUUGUAUGUUUGCCGAGCCAGUACCUUUCUAAAGCUGCGUAUGCCACAUGCUGCCAUAAGCGACUGCAAUCAAGCUAUAAAAAUAAACCCUGAUGCAGCAUUACCAUAUAAGUGGCGCGGGGGCGCUUUUCAUCUGUUAGGAUACUUGCAGGAGGCCGCUAAAGAUCUUUCUUUGGCCUGUCAGUUGGAUUAUGAUGAAAAUACAUAUACCAUGUUGAAGGAGGUAGAAGCAGAGACCCAGUCAUUCACUCAAUGUUGGAGAAAGCAUGAAGAAAAAUGUAAUACAGAAUCAUUUACGGAAAAGAUGGAAAGGAUGAAAGAAGCCCUUGUGGACCCAGAGAGUACACAGACAAAGAUUCCAUUGAAAACACCAAAACACCAAGAUACCAUUUCAGAAGAACAAGAAAGGAGUAAAUUUAAACUCUACCAAGAAAAGGAAGUUCCAUAUGAUCAUGCCCAAGAACAUGAACCAUUUAUUCAUUUUCCAGAGGAACAAUGCAAAGCCUAUCCUCUGUAUGCUGCAGAACAGGAGAAAGGUCAACUCAUAGCACAUGAAAAAUACGAAACAUCUGACGUUCAGGAACUAGAGAUUCAGAAGGGAACUAAGAGUGAUUCUGAAUGCAUUAAAUCAGAGAGUGAGGAGAGUGAAUUGGAAAUUGAUACUGAAGAGGUGAUUGAACCAGAUGAAGAUGUUCCUCAAGAGAUGGGAGAUGAAAACUUGAAAGUAACAGAGGAAAUGCGAAAACAGGCCAUUGAAAAGAAAAGAGAAGCUAUUGAUGCAAUCAAUAAAGGCGAACUUCUUAAAGCUUUAGAUCUGUUCACUGAAGCUAUUAAGCUAAACCCACACCUUACGAUUUUAUAUGCAAACCGAGCCAAGGUCUAUAUGAAGCUUCAGAAACCAAAUGCUGCAAUUAGGGACUGUGACAAAGCCAUACAGAUCAACCCUGAUUCGGCUCAGCCCUACAAGUGGAGAGGAAGAGCAUUGCAGCUACUUGGUUACUGGCAGAGGGCUGCUAAAGACCUAGCCUUGGCCUGCCAAUUGGAUUAUGAUGAAGAAUCCUAUGCCAUGUUGAAGGAGAUACAGCCAAAGGCUCAGAAAAUUGCCAAAUACUGGCGAAAGCAUGAGCGGAAACUUGAGAAAAAGAAGUACAAGGAGCUUCUGGAAAGCCUUCACAAAGUUUGUGAGAAGCAUGGAAGACCACAAAGUAUACUUGCAGGAUCAGAAAGUGAUGACAAGGUAGCCACUGAAGACCAGAGAAGGGCUUGGAAGGAAACCAUGAAGGAAUGGCAGGGAGUCAGACACACCGUCCUGAGGAAACAGGAGGGAAUGUCCCAGGAAGAGGUGGGAAGAAGUCUGCAAGAAAGUAUAUGGAUACAAUAUAGGUCUUAUGAAAAGGAGACCGAUGAACAAGAAAACUUUCAGCAGAAGCUACUGAAGGAGCAAGAAAGAGUUCAGCACAAGGAAGUAAAAUACCAGGGAACAGUCCAUCAGAAAGAGCUGGAGGAACAGUUAAGAGCCCUUCAGCAGGAACUUGAGGAAAAGCUUAGAGCUUAUCAAGAAGAACUGGAUGAAGAGGAGAAUUCUCUGAGAAGGUUAUUAGAAGAACAGGAAAAAUCACAUCAGAAGUUACUCUAUCAGCAAGAAAAAGCUUACAAAGUGAUCCUAGAAGAGCAGGCAAAAGCUCAGCUGCUAGCUCUGGAGGAACUAGAAAGAGCUCAGCAAGCAGCUCUGGAGGAACUGGCAAAAGCUCGACUGACAGCCCUGAGGGAACAGGAAAGAGCUCAGCAACAAGCCCUUGAGGAAGAGGAGAGAGCUCUGAAAGCUCUGGAAAGUGCUCAUAAGCAAGCACUGGAAGAACAGAAGAAAGCUCAUGUGGUUGCCAUGGAAGAACAGAAACUGGCACACAAAAAAUCUCUAGAAGAAAAGAUGAUGGCUGAGGCAGCUCUGGAAGAACUCCAGAGAACUCAAAGGAAGUUUCAAGAAGAGCGAGAAAUGGCUGAAAAGAAAACAACUGAAGAAAAAGAAAAAGCUCAGAAGACCCUAGAAAAAAUACAAAGUGCUCAAAAGAAGGCUGUGGAGGAACAGGAAAGAGCCCAGAAAGCCCUAGAAGCUUUAGAAUUUGCUCAUAAACAGGCUGUGGAGCAGCAGAAAAAAGCUCAGAUGGCUAUCAUGGAAAAAGAGCAAGCACAGAAAAAAUCUCUAGAAGAAACAAGUAUGUCUGAAGCAGCCCAGGAAGAACUAUCAAGGGCUGAAAGAAAGGUCCUGGACAAUCAGAAAGCAAUGGAAGAAAGAAGGGUGCUUCAGAGAGGCCUAGAAGAAUUAGACAUUGCUCAGAAGAAGGCUGUGGAGGAACAAGAAAGAGCUCAGAAAGCUCUGGAAGCUCUGGAAAGAGCUCAUAAGCAGGCACUGCAGGAACAGGAGCAAGCACAGAAAAAAGCUCUUAAAGAAAAGAAGAUGGCUGAGGCAGCUCUAGAAGAACUCUCAAGGGCUCAGAGAAAGAUCCAAGAAGAGCAGGAAAGGGCUGAAAAGAAAGCAAUGCAAGAAAGAGUGGCACUUCAGAAAAGACGAGAAGAAUUAGAGAUUACUCAAAAGAAGGCAUUGAAGGAACAGGAAAGAGCUCAGAAAGCUCAGAAAGCUCUGGAAAGAGCUCACCAGCAGGCGCUGGAGGAACAGAAGAAAGCCCAAGUGGCAGCCAUGGAAGAGCAGAACCGAGCCCAGAAAAAAGCUCUAGAAGAAAAGAAGAUGGCUGAGGCAGCCAUGGAACAACUCCUGGGGAUUCAGAGAAAAGUCCAAGAAGAGCAGGAAAGGGCUGAGAAAAAAACAGUGGAAGAAAGAGAGGUACUUCAAAAGAGCCAAGAAGAAUUAGAGUUUGCUAAGAAGGUGGCCCUGGAAGAACAGGAAAGAGCUCAGAAAGCUCUGGAAGCUCUAGAAAGAGCACAUCAGCAGGCACAGGAGGAACAGAAGAAAGCCCAGGCGGCAGCCAUGGAAGAACAGGAACUAGCACAAAAGAAGUAUCUAGAAGAAAAAAAGAUGGCAGAGGAAGCCCUGGAAAAACUCUUGACUAAGGUUCAAAAAGAACAGGAAAUGAUUGAGAAAAGAGCAAUGGCAGAAGAAGAGAGAGCUGAGAAGACUAAAAAAGAAUUAGACAUUGCUCAGAAGAAGGCCCUUGAGGAGUUGGAGACAACUAGAAAAAAGGCCAGGGAGGAUGAGGAAAGAGCCCAGAAUGCUCUGGAAGCUCUUGACAGAGUUCAUAAGCAGGCACUGCAGGAACAGGAGCAAGCACAGAAAAAAGCUCUUAAAGAAAAGAAAAUGGCUGAGGCAGCUCUAGAAGAACUCUCAAGGGCUCAGAGAAAGAUCCAAGAAGAGCAGGAAAGGGCUGAAAAGAAAGCAAUGAAAGAAAAAGGAGUUCUUCAGAAGAGCCGAGAGGAAUUAGAGAUUGCCCAAAAGAAGGCACUGGAGGAACAGGAAAGAGCUCAGAAAGCUCUGGAGGCUCUGGAACGAGCUCGUAAGCAAUCAUUGGAGGAAAAGAAGAAAGCCCAGGUGGUAGCCAUGGAAGAACAAGAUCAAGCCCAAAGAAAAGCUUUAGAAGAAAAGAAGGCUGAGGCAGCCAUGGAACAACUCCUGAGAGUGCAAAAGUUUCAAGAAGAGCAGGAAAUAGCUGAAAAGAAAGCAGUGGAAGAAAAAGAAUUACUUCAGAAGGGCCUAGAAGAAUUAGGGAUCGCUAAGAAGAAGGCUCUAGAGGAACAGGAGAGAGCUCAGAAAGCUCUGGAAGCUCUAGAAAGAGCACAUCAGCAGGCACAGGAGGAGCAGAAGAAAGCCCAGGCGGCAGCCAUGGAAGAACAGGAACUAGCACAAAAGAAAUAUCUAGAAGAAAAAAAGAUGGCAGAGGAAGCCCUGGAAAAACUCUUGACUAAGGUUAAAAAAGAACAGAAAAUGACUGAGAAGAGAGCAAUGGCAGAAGAAGAGAGAGCUGAGAAGACUAAAAAAGAAUUAGAAUUUGCUCAGAAGAAGGCCCUUGAGGAGUUGGAGACAGCCAGAAAAAAGGCCAGGGAGGACGAGGAAAGAGCCCAGAAUGCUCUGGAAGCUCUUGAAAGAGCUCAUAAGCAGGCAUUGCAGGAACAGGAGCAAGCACAGAAAAAAGCUCUUAAAGAAAAGAAGAGGGCUGAGGCAGCUCUAGAAGAACUCUCAAGGGCUCAGAGAAAGAUCCAAGAAGAGCAGGAAAGGGCUGAAAAGAAAGCAAUGAGAGAAAAAGAGGUAGCUCAGAAGCCCCUAGAAGAAUUAGAGAUUGCCCAAAAGAAGGCAUUGGAGGAGCAGGAGAAAGCGCAAAAAGCUCUAGAAGCUCUGGAAAGAGCUCAUCAGCAGGCACUGCAGGAACAGAAGAAAGCCCAGUUGGAAGUCAUGGAAGAACAGGAACUAGCACAAAAAAAGUCUCUAGAAGAAAAGAAGAUGGCAGAGGCAGCCCUGGAAGAACUCUUAAGGACUCAGAAGACAUUCCAAGAGGAGCAGGAAAGGGCUGAGAAGAAAACAAUGAGAGAAAAAGAGGAAGUUCAGAAGCUCUUAAAAGAAUUAGACAUUGCUCAAAAGAAGGGCCUGGAGGAAAAUAAAAGAGCUCAACACAAGGCCUUAGAGGAACAAAGGAUAGCCCAGCAGGCUAUGGAAGAGCUGGAGAGAGCACAUGCUAAGUCUAUAGAGGAACAGCAGAGAGCUCAGAUGAUAGCCUUUGAAGAACAGCAGAAAACUAAGAUGAUGCAUAUUGAACUGGAGGAAACUCGGAACAAAGUGUUGGAGGAACAAGAAAGAGCACAGAAGAGAGCUGUAGAGGAACAAGUGAAAGCUCAACAUAUUAUAGAGGAAUUGACAAAACUUCAAAAGUCAGCUCUGGAGGAACAAGAAAGAGCUAGGAAGGCCGCCCUAGCAGAGCAGCAGAGAGCGGAGAUGAUGCUUAAGGAGCUGGAGGAAAGACACAGAAAAACCUUGGAAGAACAGGAAAUCAUACAGAAGAAGGCCCUUGAGCAACAAGAAAGAGCCCAUCUUGCAACAGAGGAGUUAGCAAAAGCUCAAAAGUCAGCUCUUGAGGAACAAGAAAGAGCUAGGAAGACAGCCCUAGCAGAGCAGCAGAGAGCCGAGAAGAUGCUUAAGGAGCUGGAGGAAAGACAGAGAAAAGAACGACAAAGAACACAGAAGAAGACUGUUGAGCAACAAGAAAGGGUUCGUCUUGCUCUGGAGACAUUGGCAAAGGCUCAAAAGUCAGCUGUGGAGGAACAAGAAAGAACCCGGAAGGCAGCCCUAGCAGAGCAGCAGAAAGCUGAAAUGAUGCUUAAGGAGCUAGAAGAAAAGCAGAGCAAAGAACGGCAAAGAAUGCAGAAGAAGGCCCUUGAGCAACAAGAAAGGGCCCAUCUUGCUAUGGAGGAAUUGUCAAAGGGUCGAAAGGCAGCUCUGGAGGAACAAGGGAAGGCUCUGAAGAAGGCCCUGGAAGAACAGAAGGCAACUGAAAAGGGCACGGUAGUAUUGGAGGGAGCACAGAAAAAGGCCUUGGAGGAAACAGAAGCACAGACUAAAAAUCCAUCACAAAUUCAGGAACCUGUUUUUAAAAGGAUUCAUGAGGCAUGCAAGUUCAUACAGAAACUGGGUGCUACUGAGCCAGAAGGAGCUCCUAGAAAGCUCUGCGUUGAGCAAGGAAAGGCUCGCAAGAACCUAGAACAGAAAGAACACCAGCAACCACAGAAGGGCCCGGAUCAUGACAAGAGUUCACGAAGGCCAUUCUCGGACUCUGUUUUGGACUUUUUCCAAACAGAUUAAAUUCCAGAACUCUGA
This is a messenger RNA of Podarcis muralis (Common wall lizard), 6921 nucleotides long. RefSeq lists its product as uncharacterized. NCBI's taxonomy places the organism in Eukaryota, Metazoa, Chordata, Lepidosauria, Squamata, Lacertidae. The record is from RefSeq and is a predicted model, not a curated record. Gene Ontology annotation, molecular function: Hsp70 protein binding.